AUGGUUGGUUUGUUGUCCCUUCUCUUUGGGGCAGUUUAUGACUUCGGUAUUUGGCAAGAAUUUAGAGACCAGAGGAGUUUGGUGAAACCUGGCGUUGAAUCGAACUUGAGCUCCCGCAUCCAUACAGUUGAGGUGCAAAGUGAGUCUCUAUUGAAUACUGUAACAGUACAAUGUGGGGAGCGCAAUAUAUUGGUUCGAGUGGACACGGAUUUAUUUGGAACAAAACACCUGGUUAAAGCUGCUGACCUGACUCUGGGGACAGCAGGUUGCAGACCAAUGGCCAUCUUCUCUCAAAAUCACACUAUUUUCUUUGAUUAUGGACUGCACGAGUGUGGCAGCGAACUCCAGAUGGCUGAAGAUUUCCUUGUCUACUCCAUGCAUCUGGAACACGGACCACAGACCCCAGGCCGGUGGAGCGAUUAUUCGUGUUCUUUAAUCUUUCCAAUGCCCUCUUAUCCCUCCAGAAAAGCUAAAGUGAGCAGUAACCCAAUCCAUCCCACUUGGAUGCCGUUCAGCUCCACCAGGUCUGGGGAAGGACAACUAUCUUUCUCCCUACGGCUAAUGACUGAUGACUGGCUUACAGAGUGCGCCUCCUCCACCUACUACCUGGGCGAGCUCAUACACAUCGAAGCUUCUGUUUCUAUGGUUAACCACUUGCCCCUGAAGCUCCACAUUGAUCGCUGUGUAGCCACCCUGAGCCUGGACAAGGACUCCACCCCGAGAUACAACAUCAUUGAUCACCACGGGUGUCUACUGGACAGUGCGACUGAGGACGCCUUUUCCACCUUCGUGUUGGCCGGGGCUGACCGUGAGGUGGACAAACUCCGCUUUGAUCUGGAUGCUUUCCGUUUCUCCGGAGAUGAGCGUUCCCUGAGAAAGUUGAUCGAGCGAAGCGGGAGGGCGAGGCCUCGCUUGGACCACUGGUCAUUCUGGAGAACGGAGUGCCCGACCUGGCAACCCAACCCUUCAAUGGGAUCGAGCGACCUGGGCGACAAACUUCACGAAGAGGUUGCCUAG
This is a messenger RNA of Hypanus sabinus (Atlantic stingray), 1017 nucleotides long. RefSeq names its product zona pellucida sperm-binding protein 3-like. The coding region runs from base 1 to 1017 and encodes 338 amino acids. The record is from RefSeq and is a predicted model, not a curated record. Gene Ontology annotation, molecular function: acrosin binding. Gene Ontology annotation, biological process: positive regulation of acrosome reaction; egg coat formation; binding of sperm to zona pellucida. The transcript is spliced from 7 exons. Gene Ontology annotation, cellular component: extracellular matrix. NCBI's taxonomy places the organism in Eukaryota, Metazoa, Chordata, Chondrichthyes, Myliobatiformes, Dasyatidae.